This is a messenger RNA of Carcharodon carcharias (great white shark), 1077 nucleotides long. RefSeq lists its product as uncharacterized. The transcript is spliced from 4 exons. The record is from RefSeq and is a predicted model, not a curated record. Lineage: Eukaryota; Metazoa; Chordata; Chondrichthyes; Lamniformes; Lamnidae. Bases 1 to 690 code for a protein of 229 amino acids.
AUGAAAUCCUUUGACCCUACAGUCUUCAUUCAAGCAACUUUGCAGCUUGUGUACAUAAUUGCUGCAUUCAUCAAAGCUGAUCAUGUGGCUAAAAGUGGAACCACCUCUGUCUUCGCACAUCUGGAAACCUAUCAUAAUGAAACUUUGGCUAAUGGAAGAGAAAAUACAAACACAAGCCUGGCUUUGGAAACAGUUGCAACAGCCAUCCUUCUGCCUAUCAGGAAUGAAUUAUUAGCUACUGAAAGCAGUGUGGAGUCAAAUGCAACCAAAACCGCUGAAAGUACUAUCACAGAAGAGGUACUUGCCCAACCACAACAGCCAUCUGUGGAUCAGGGUAUUAACAAACUGAAAGUUGAGGAGGGGAAGUCUGUGGUUUUGCCAUGUUGGUAUCACAAUGAUGGUGCUUAUUUAGACAAAGUCUCUGUAUCGUGGUACAGGGAGCAACUCUCUGAGAAGUUACCUGUUGUAAGAGACAACACAGCUGCCUCUGGUAACUAUUCUGGUCGAGUGUUUCUAAAUGGACAUCUAUCAAAUGGAGACGCUUCCAUGACGAUUCUAAAUGCAACCAAGAGUGAUGAUGGCACUUAUUUCUGCACAAUAAUGCUUGCUAACGGGACAAUUUUAACUGGUGAUGGUACACACCUCAUAGUGAAAUCAAAAACAGAGUUUUUGGUUUUAAAGAAACCUUAGGAAGCACCAUUGGGAUUGUUGCAACAAGUAUUGUUGUCUUUGUUGGACUUAUGACACUUCUUGUGCCACGCUUGAGAAGAAAGAUGCCAUGUCAAAAAUUAGACACAGCUCAAGUUGCUCCAGCUUAGUUCAGAAAUUGACAACAUUGAUCCACCGUCUGAGUUAGUUGAUAAGAUGGAUGUUCCUACAUUCAGCUUUCCUCCUGCUCUGUUCUCCCCUUCACCCUAAAUGUGAGAUUUCCUCAGUCAUAUGAUGCUAACAAUGGCCAUUCUAAAUGAAACAUAUUCUACUUUGCAGCUGUCUUUGACUUAAGAUAUUGGAUUCACAGUAUUUGGAUCUUAGGUGAUCCGUGCUCAUUAUUGGGCUUCCAUGUUCAAUCUUUUACCC